Messenger RNA from Myotis daubentonii (Daubenton's bat), 800 nucleotides. RefSeq names its product basic proline-rich protein-like. The transcript has 4 exons. NCBI's taxonomy places the organism in Eukaryota, Metazoa, Chordata, Mammalia, Chiroptera, Vespertilionidae. Bases 1 to 660 code for a protein of 219 amino acids. The record is from RefSeq and is a predicted model, not a curated record.
AUGCGGCAGCAGGGCCGGCCCCGCCCUCGGAGCUCCCGGGCCCCUCACAGACGCGGGACGAGGCCGGCGGGGCGAGGGGAGGAGGGACGGGGAAGGGACCGGGCCCCACUCACCGCCGGCCGCCGCCUCUCUCGCCGCCAGUCGCCGCCACCUGCACCUCCGCAGCCGCAGCAGCAGCAGCCGCCGCCGCCUCCCGCCUCCCCGCUUGUCGGCGCGGGGCGGCGCGGGGCGGGGCGGGGCGAGCGUGACGCGCCGCCUGCACCAGACGCCGGGCGGCUCCUCCCCCGCGCGCCCCGCCCUCGGCCGCCCCGCGCCCGGGCCCCGAGGCCCCCGCCGCUUUGUCUGCACCCGCCGCGACCCACGGCCCCGGGGCGGGAGGAGGGCGCCAAGGACCCCGAGGGGCCUGCGCCCGCGCUGCUCGGCAUGUCAGUUCCGCGUCGCGCCCCACGCCCCAUCCAGCCCGGACCGCAGCCGGUUCCUUGGCGGCUCGGCUUUCCCCUCCCCCUCCCCCUCCCUCGCCUCCCCGACCCUCCCCCACCACCGGCGAGAAAUCCUUUGAAAGCAUCGAGGAGAAGGUGCCUGCAGAGCUGGACCGGGAAAGAGGGCGGUGGGAAGAUGAAAUCUGAGCCUCAGAGCGUGAAGGAGUGGGAGCGAAAGUGAAGCCGAGUUGUUACCCAAGAACAACAAAGAAAAAAAAGGAAUUCAGGUUUUGGCAUUCAAAACAGGAUCUUUGUAACAGCUUUAUUGAGAUGUGAUUCACAUACCCUAUAAUGUACCCAUUAAAGUGUACAAUUCAAUGA